Pristis pectinata (smalltooth sawfish) is the source of this 2945-nucleotide messenger RNA. RefSeq names its product Fanconi anemia core complex-associated protein 24-like. Gene Ontology annotation, biological process: interstrand cross-link repair. NCBI's taxonomy places the organism in Eukaryota, Metazoa, Chordata, Chondrichthyes, Rhinopristiformes, Pristidae. Bases 173 to 1819 code for a protein of 548 amino acids. The transcript is spliced from 14 exons. Gene Ontology annotation, molecular function: chromatin binding. The record is from RefSeq and is a predicted model, not a curated record. Gene Ontology annotation, cellular component: Fanconi anaemia nuclear complex.
GCGCAGGCGCGGUGUGGGCAGCCGCUGUGGAGGCGAUCGCAGGGCAAGUCUCCGUGCUCCCACAUGCUGAUCAUGGCACCAGUGCUAGUGUACAUUGGAUUUCUGGACUGCUGGCUGGUUUAACAGACUCCCUGAGCCCUUUGUUUUGUCUGCAUUUACACUUCUCAGCAGAAUGGGGACCCAGGAAAUUCCCCUUGAGAAUCUUCAAGACCUUGAUUCUGAUGUGAUCGAGGAUGAACCACUCUCUCUGAACAAAGCUGUUGGCAAUGGUCACAUCCAACACACCAAUGGGACAAGCAGAGCUGGGAGUGAUGACACAGACUCUGCUGGCAGUGAUCUGGAGGAUUCACCAAUAAGCACUACAUGGGACAAUUCAAAAAGAGCCUCUUCGGUCGAAUCAUUUUCUUCACAUCAGAGCCUAGACACAGUGUUGGAGGAUGAGGUGGCAUUGGAGUGCAGAGAAUUCAUGAGGAGAUACGUGGAAAAAAUCUUCACUGGGAGGGAAGAAAUUGGCCAGGAGGAGAAGGCGCGGUUUGGGGAGCUGUGCUCGGAAGAAAGCAGUCAAGGCAGAGAGUGGUUUGCGAAAUAUGUUAGCGCCCAGCGGUGCCAUUCCAAAUGCAUUGCUGAGCAUGCAUUCUACCGACUGGUGCAGUCUUUUGCUGUGGUUUUGUUUGAGUGCUACCAGAGGGAUGACUUUGGCCCAGCCAAGAACCUGAUGACCAUGUGCUUCACCUUCUAUCACAUGGGCAAAUCGCAUCCAAAUGUGCUCGAGCUGAAGAGGAAGGCCACGGGCUCCGGAGAGAAAAGUGGGAACAGCUGGCUGGGGCGGAGAGAGCUCCCGGCACAGCUGCUGAGGAACACGGAACACGUGAAGGGGUUUUUUGGGGCUCUGAAGGUGAAGAAUGGGCACACGGCAAACCAGGCCCAGGAGAAGUCCAAGCAUGGAGAGGGAAGGCAGUGUGUGGAGGAGGUGGAAGGGGUGAAGGUUUACCUGUACACCCACCUGAAGCAGCAACCCAUCUGGCACAGCCUGAGGUUCUGGAACGCUGCUUUCUUCGAGGCCGUGCACUGUGAGCGCAGGAAGCGAUCGCCGACCACCAGGGAGAAGUGGUGUCACAUGACCCCAGAGGAACGUGACGACACCCAUCGGUUUGACGAGAAUAUCGCCUUUGGGCAGCUUGGGACUUUCACACACAACAUGUUGGAUUUUGGACUGAGCAAGGAGCUCUGCACCAACUUCCUGAGGAAGCAGUCGGUGAUUGGGAACCUGAACCAAGGCAGGAUUACUGUCGUGUUUGAGGACGGUUUGGGUCUGGUCGAUUUCCACCUCUCCAAGCGCCUCUGUGUUUUGUACAUUUCUGAGGUAGACCUCGUUGCCGGAAAUGGUUACAGAAGAAAACUUGUCCGAUUUCGGAAUGCGAGCACUCUGAAUGGGAUAGUUCUGGUGGAAAAGACCCGGCUGAGCGAGCAGUACUUUGCUGGGGUCCAGAGGUUUGUGGUGUUGGAGCUGGGCCUGACCCUGUUACCUGUAGCCAGCCAGUCUGAGGCCUCGCAGCUCAUCACCCAGCUGGUUCACGAGGAGAGCAGGAACCGGGACCACAAUCCGUUUCUGCGCAAGAACCGCUCUGGAUUGUCUGAUGCUGGGAUCCUUGCCUCCGUCCAGAAGAUCCCUGGGGUUGGGAAGGUGAAAGCCAUGAACCUUCUCUGUCGGUUCCCCAGUAUUCAGCAGCUCAGUGUUGCUGCCCCCCAGGAGCUGGAAGCAGUGACCGGACCGGCUGUAGCUCAGCAGAUCACCGACUUCUUCUCACCCGUUCCCUGACACUGGCACAUGUCAGCUGCCAGACAGCCAGCCAGCGAUGCUGGCUUUACUGCAGCUAUGCAGAGACGCUGGGUGCCGGAACCGCUCCCCUUCACACAGGGCUGUCGGCUUCGGCCUCGGCCUUUCCCCAUGGUCUGGUGAGCUUGUGGUUGAUGAGUUAUUGGGGUGUUGAGCUGUGGGUGUGCAGCGAACGAGGGGCCUGCGUGUGUGUGUCCUCAGCACCACUGGUAUCAGUGAACUGAACAGAACUCCCCAAGCAGCCCAGGGUGCAGCUGGUAGAGGUGUGUGGGUGUCUCUGCUGUACCAGCUGUGGGGAAGGGAUGUAACCCAGUCUCCUCCCACCAUUCCCAGCUGAGUUUGGGGAGACGGGUCCAGGGAUUGAGGUUACUGGGGGCUGGGAUUGGACCAGGAAAUGUGGGGGAAGGAAAUGUGGGGGAAGGAAAUGUUCAUCUGGGAAAAGCCAUACUUCAUCAGCCAGGACCACCCCACCCCACCCCACCCCAGCAGGAAUGACCAACCACACCCUCCCCCCACAAUCAGCAGCAGUUGACACACCUCCUCCUCCCCCCGCCCACCCAGCUGUUUCUAACACCGUCACCACUCCUCUGGUUCCACAAACAUGAGACAAGCAGAUUUACACCUGGUUUUAAUUGUUGCACAAAUAGAAACACUUUACAGACAAUGACAGACACACACGGAAGGGCGAGUGGGGCCGUACAUUGCAACCUGGCUCAGGGGAGAUGGUCUGUGGGACACUGAGCUGGUCCAGCGGUAACAAAUCACUGUCUGUGGGCAGGGAGAGUUGUGUUCACCCUUAUGGUGAGGAACAUCACUAGAACAGACAUUGCCCUGUGGUCUAAGGCAAACAGGGCUCCUAAUUUGAUCUCACGAGUUGACAUCUGAGAAACUUUAGUUCUAGUUUCCCAUCCAAGGUAUAAGAUUGGGUGAGAGUGCAAUAACAUGCCAGUCCCAAACACUGUGAUCAAAGGAUUGUUACUGGCAGAGCAAGCUAGGCACAAACGUACUUAGAGUUACACCCACACAGACCCUGGUGACAAUUAGUUAAAGAUUUAUACUGGAAAAAUAAAACUGAGUAUAUAAAUCUGCUUAAUUUAUAAAAAAUCAA